Haliotis rufescens (red abalone) is the source of this 1897-nucleotide messenger RNA. Its product is annotated as beta-porphyranase A-like. Lineage: Eukaryota; Metazoa; Mollusca; Gastropoda; Lepetellida; Haliotidae. The record is from RefSeq and is a predicted model, not a curated record. The coding region runs from base 1 to 1872 and encodes 623 amino acids. The transcript is spliced from 3 exons.
AUGAAAUGGACACAGGCCUAUUUCGCUUUGAGUCUGAUUACAGACGGUGUGUACAGUGACACGACGGUGACGAUCUACCCUCAGUGGCUGGCACAGGGAGGUAGAGUUCGCUAUGAGAGUGACAGGUGGAACAAGCAUAACGGCCUGGAACAGGAGUCCCUUAUUGCAAACUGUCGGAGCAUUCGGACUGACAGUGGGCGCUGGAUGAACAGAGAUCUAAAUGAUCGUCUCUUCCAAGAUUGGCCAGAGGACGCACACCGUAGCGGCUACCCCGACCCCAACUACCUAAAGAACAUCAGCAAGCAACAGGAACUAUUCUCCAACUACCUUGCUGACAUUGACAGUGGCUAUAAGAACGAAAUGAUCAUGGUGAUGAAUGCUCUCAACUGGCCAGACUGGAUGAACCAAUCCGAACAUGAGGGCCAAUUCCCAAACAACAUCGAUGCUGCUGCAGAGUUUAUCGUGUUGAUGCUACAAGGAGUCUAUGACUACACACAAGGUCACAUACCGCCAUACUUCGAGGUCGUCAACGAACCAGAUGUUAAAGAGCAAAUAAUGAAUUUCACGACCACUGUAGCCUUAUUCCACAAAACAGUUGCCGAGAAACUCCAUUCUAGGUUUCACAUCAAAGUGACUGGCCCGACAAUGACGGGAUAUAACACAGUGGUAGACAGGAACGACUUUUCGUUCUGGACGAAACUGGUCGAUUUCAUGGACAUAACUUUAGGCUAUUUGGACGUGUUUUCUUUUCAUUCGUACAACUCACUUAUUGUUUCGGGGAAAUCUCACCGAUUUACUGGUAUAAAUGAAGCGCGUCUAGUAGCUUUUGUCGACCUGCUUGAAAACUAUGUUCAUCAAAAGACGGGAAGGAUUAUACCUCUCAUUAUCAGUGAAUAUGGUCGCGGGAAAGUGACGGGAAUAAGCUCAACAGCUCCAUCUGGGAUAGUCGACUUUGCAACAAUAUACCAGUCUAAUGCCCAUAGAUUCACCCACCUUGGUCUCAGAGAAUACAUUGACAAAACAGUGGUGUUUCUAUUGUCCAAUCAACAAUAUCCAGGACAUGAUAGUCUCAACCGGUCACUUUUCACCCGCCAAGGAAACGCCACACGUAUUGUCGAUGUCUUCAAAUUCUGGUACAAUUUCACGUCAGAGUAUUCCUUCAUCAGAACCGCCAGCCAAUGUGACGUACAAGAACGAACUGUGUCACCAUUAGCAAUGUCAAGUUCCUUGCAUAAUGAAACUGUCAUUCUCUUACACAGCUAUUCUCAACAAUCACAGGACGUCAAGCUAGUUUUCCAAGAAGACUGGAUCACACCAACAACGGGAGAAGCUACUUGCAUCACACUCAAGGACAACUGGUAUCCAGUCAUCACCUUCAACGAACCCUUAGACAUCGGUGACACUCGGGGAAUGGUUACACUUCCACCCGAAGCAACAUGUCGUUAUACAUUCAAGACCCCCUCAAGCCAAUUACCUAAAGUCAUUCUCAAUGAAACAACAUACUACGGAAGUGAUAUCAUUAUACCUAUCAAGGACAGCAUUGCUGUGACGACCAUAUUACUUCCAAAAGAUGAAUUCGACAGCGCAAGACUGCGAGUUUCAACAAGUCUUCCCAUCAAUGAAACAAACAGUCUGUCAUCUGUUACCUUUAACCACCAACCUCUUUAUUUCUUUUACAAGCUGUUCGACUCAGACAAACAGAACAGUCAAAUCUACAACUUCAUGGAUGUUUGGGAGUUUGAUGUCCAUUCCACCUUGUUGAACACCACUUCUAUCACGGUCCAGGUUAACUUCUCCAACAAGCAGGCUAAAGGAUACGUGACUUCGGUAGCCCUGGUCACAGCCAAGCUCCUCCCAUCCGAUACUAAAUAAUGAUUAGGAUAAUACUGCAAAAUAA